GGAAACUUCUGCACUUCUGCCAUCAUACCUGCUCACUUCUUCCUGGUUCUUUUCUUUUGAUUUUAUUUCUUAUUCUAAAUUCCUCUUCUCAUCCAUUCCUGGGAAUUACGCCUUUCUAGCUGUCCUGCGGUAGCUUGUCAUACUUGGUCGGUUAAACCGACGGCACUCCCAAGUCACCGUCACCUUUACGCUCUGUAUACAAUGAGCUCCCACGUCGUUGUCCUGGAUUCAGCUGCUCGAAGAGCUACAGUGAAGACUAUACCGUCUAGGCAUCUAGCUGAUAUUCUGCAAGAAGCAUGUUCCAAGUUGGGUCUCGACCCAAGCCAGUAUGGACUAAAAUAUAAGGGUAAAGACCUUGACCUCUCCCUUGCUUUCCGUCUCUCCGGCCUCAUUUCCGGUGCAAAGCUCGAGAUAGUUCAACUGUCACGGUCUCCUUCUGUCGUCACGGUCGGCCUACAGUUACCAGAAUCCGAAGCGAGAGGUACUCCAAAUGGACGCCUUGUCGACAAAUUUCCAAGCACGACAACAUUAUGGCUUGUGUUGCGGAAGUUUGAAGCAGGAGUGGCCGGUAACGGGUCCACUAGGAAUCUCACAGCGCGAGGUGUGCCUGCCACAAGCAACGGCGAGUCAGGGCCAGGUAGGCUGUUUUAUGAGAUGCCGGUCGUUCAGGUCAUGGGUCGCACGCUGUCAACCUUCACGGAUCUUCAGAAAUCGCUUGCGCAACUGGGAUUCAAUAGUGGGAAUAUCCUUCUGAGACUCAGCUUCCGAAGGACAGAGGAUCCGCUCGAAGAGGCUAUGCUUAAAAUUGAGGACUAUUUCAAAGCAGUUGGUCAUGAUAUUCUUACAGCGCAGCCAUCUGCCAUUUCCAAGACAAAAGCGCCAGCUGAUGCUCCAAAUAUGGUGGGGCAACCUGAGGAUCCUCUACCUGACAGUGUCUCCGGGGCCCCUGUUACAUCAACACAGUCAGCUGAAACCUUACCUACAUCAUCUGCCACUCCUAUUCCCGAAGCAUCUAUGGCACAAUUCCCCUCAUCUCGCCCCGUGACCGUCUUCUCUCCCCCAACCGGUAACACUCCUGUCUCCGCACAAGUUGCUCAUAACGAGGGUGACUAUGUACCCACAAUGGACCAGGCACAAGCACAUCAAAGGCGUCUUAACCUUCACUCCCGACCAACACGUCUUCCUUCAGACGCAGAAAUCGCUGCUAAAUUGGCCGCAGAGCAGGAAAGAAUUGCAAACAUUAAGACGGUUGAUGUGAAGGUCCGGUUUCCAGACCAGAGCCAGGUAGUUGCAAAAUUCGCGAACCAGGAUACGGGGAGGUCGCUAUAUGAUUUUGUGAGAACUUGCCUUGCGGAGCCGUUUGCUACGGAAAAGUUUACUCUUACAUUCUCACCCCAAUUUACAGGGCCAGGUCUAGGUGGGAGGAAGAUUCAAACCGUAGUCUCGGAAUCAGAGAAGUCCUUGUUGAUCAAGGACCUGAGAAUGGAGGGUCGAGUCCUGGUUAAUUUCUCUUGGGAUGCGAGCGCAUCGCCUGCCGUCCGGGGUAGUAAUGCUGGUCUACUCAGACCGGAACUUCGAAGUCAAGCACAGGAGCUUAAGAUAGAGCAGCCUCCUGAUGUGCCGGAGGAACCGAAAAGAAGCGUCGCUGGGAGCAGUGACGCUGAUCGUGGUGAAGGACGAUCCGGUGCGCGGAAAGGGGGUGUACCGAAAUGGCUCAAGUUACCUGGGAAGAAAUAAUAGUCUUGAUACAUGGCUUUCUUUGCCUUUUCCUUUUUGACGAUCUUGUUAUGUAUAUGAUGUUUGCUCUAAUGAU
This is a messenger RNA of Monascus purpureus, 1813 nucleotides long. The record is from the annotation of a GenBank genome assembly. Lineage: Eukaryota; Fungi; Ascomycota; Eurotiomycetes; Eurotiales; Aspergillaceae.